AUGGCAAUAAUAAUGGAGAAGAGAACGGUAAUGAUGAUGGUAUUUAUGUUGAUGGUGAUUCUGGCGUGGCAGAACGAAUGCCAUGGAUGGGAAGCAGCAGAGGAUAUUGUCAGAAAUGAAUCAGAGGAUUCUAAAAACGCUGCUGGAACCGUCACAAACAUGGCGGCCAAGGCAACUCGUGAUGCCAAUGACAAAACCGCAUCUUGGACUGGUUGGGUUUCUGAUAAAAUCUCAACAGGAUUGGGAAGCAAGAAAGAGGAAGCAAAAGAAGCGGCUGAAUCUGCAAAGAACUACGCCUAUGACAAUGCCGGUUCCGCCUAUGACAAUGCAGGAUACGCCAAGGACUUUGUAUCUGAUAAGGCCGGCUCUGCUUACGACAGUGCUCAAAAUGCAAAGGGUUAUGCGUAUGAGAAGGCCACUGAUGCAAAGGAUAUGGUCUAUGACAAAGCGGGUCAAGCCAAGGAUAUGGUCUAUGACAAAGCUGGUAGAGCCAAGGACACGGCUUCUGACAAGACUGGAUCAGCCUAUGACAAGGCCAGUCAAGCCAAAGACAUAGCAUACGACAAGGCUAGCAAAGCUAAGGACAUGAUUUAUGAUACCGCAGGAUCAGCCUACGACAAGGCCGGUCAAGCCAAAGACACAGCAUACAACAAGGCUGGCCAAGCUAAAGACAUGGUUUAUGAUACCGCAGGUUCAGCCUACGACAAGGCCGGCCAAGCCAAGGACAUGGCCUAUGACAAAGCAGGAUCAGCCUACCACAAGGCCGAUCAAGCCAAGGAUAUGGUCUCCGACAAAGCAGGAUCAGCCUACGACAAGGCCGGUCAAGCCAAGGAUAUGGUCUACGACAAGGCCGGUCAAGCCAAGGACAUGGUCUACGACAAGGCGGCUCAAGCAAAGGAAAAGGCCGGUCAAGCCAAGGACAUGGUCUACGAGAAGGCGGCUCAAGCAAAGGAAAAGGCCGGUCAAGCCAAGGACAUGGCCUACGACAAGGCCGGUCAAGCCAAGGACAAGGCAGGUCAAGCCAAAGAUAUGGCUUAUGACAAGGCUGGUCAAGCCAAAGAUAUGGCCUAUGACAAGGCUGGCCAAGCCAAGGACACUGUGUAUGACCAAGCAGAUGAUGUGAUUAGAAUGGCUACGGAUAAGAGUGAUGAAGCUAAAGAAAUAGGUUAUGGAACAUACGAGAGAGCAAAAGAAGGGUCCAAAAAUGCUAAAGACGUUUCAUUUGAAAAAGCUCGUGACGUUAGAGAAACUGGGGGGCAAGCGAUGGACUAUAGUAAAGACAAAGCAACAGACGCGUACGGAUUAGGGAAUGAAGCUGCCGGGAAAUUGGAGGAGGAAAUGUAUAAAGUUGGGGAAAGGUAUGGUGCAGCAAAGGAUUCAACGUCGGAGAAGGCAAAAGAAGCUUAUGAGAGUGCAAAGGAGAAGGCUUCUGAGGCUACUGGAGAGUACGGUGCAUAUUUAAGGGACCAUAGUGUUGAGCUUUAGAACCGGAGAAAUUAUACACGUAUAGGGGUUGGAUGAGACUUCAGAUCUUUCUCGUGAAAUCUA
Brassica oleracea var. oleracea is the source of this 1548-nucleotide messenger RNA. RefSeq names its product embryonic protein DC-8. Bases 1 to 1485 code for a protein of 494 amino acids. The transcript is spliced from 3 exons. The record is from RefSeq and is a predicted model, not a curated record. Lineage: Eukaryota; Viridiplantae; Streptophyta; Magnoliopsida; Brassicales; Brassicaceae.